AUGGACUGGGAUCCUUUCGCGGAUCCGGGCGAUGAUUCGAGCCAGGCUCCCGUUUCGCCUCCGAAGCCAAAGCCCGUGGUUGAGCAGAGCAAGGCGAAGAAAGGAGCGGACGACAUCUUCGCGGCCUUGCGAUUUUUGGAAGAAGGGGCUCAGCAGCCCCCUCCGACGGAUUUCGACGAGUUCAAGGCCAAGCUGGACGUGCUUUUCAGUACACCAGAUGGGGAGGUCGACUCGUUGAAGAGUGCCUAUGCAGAGGUGGCACGGCUGUCGGCAGGAGAUGGUUCUCGCACAAUCUCCACCUGGCAGAGGGCAUUGGGCAUGCUGGAGGCCAAGGAGUGCAGGAACUUACUUGGGUUUCUGAUUGAUGAUGCUGUGGGUCUCACUGCCGACCCUUCCAAAACCGGAAUGAGUGCCAUACACCUGGAUGUUCCAGAAGAAGACAGCGGAGACGUGGUCUUCCUACUCUCGUGGGGAGGUGGUUCGUUGCAAGACAUGGAAGAUGUUGCGAAAAUGUAUCGUGAACUGCUUCCUGGAUGUACGAUCUUCAUCUCAACCAGCAAUCGCAAGCAAAGCUUCGGUCUGCGAUGCCAGUGUGCGUUCGGAAUCAAGUCAGCUGCAGAGGCGUGGUCAAGAAGCAAAAGUCAGCCUAAACUCCUGGUGCACAUGUUCAGCAAUUCCGGCAUGCAUGCAUGGACGGAAAUUCUACAGGCGUGGGGCGCAAUCCGGAGCUCCGAGGAGCACUUGGGGGUGUUGGACGACCUGCCGCCUCUCGAAGAUGUGCUACGUGGCAUUGUGAUGGACUCCGCUUGCGACAGUGCUGUUCCCCUUGACUCUUGCAUACAAAGCUUCGUCCAAUCUAUGGCCGGCACCGUGGCAUUUGCUGCGUCUUCGGAUCACGAUGGCUCGGAGGAUGGCAAGCGUGCGGCGGAGGUGGCAGGCAAGCGAGCUGUGGCCUCCCUGAUCGGCUCAGCUUCAGUAGCCAAGUCCCACCUCUACGCCAAGCCACCCAAGACACUCACAAAGAUGGCCGAUGCAGACACCGCGAUUGUGCAUCGGCUGGAACCUCCCGUUCCCAUGCAGUUCAUCUACUCCAAGGAUGACAACAUAAUCGUUCCCCAGGGCGUGGAGAGAUACCUACAAGAAGUAAAAGAUCGGCCCAGCCGCAAGGGGCUCUCUCAACCCAGAGUCUGGUGCCUUGAGAAAUCCAGGCACUGCUUUCACAAGCUCACCGACCCUGUGGAGUACAGGAAUUGCAUCGCCCUCUUCGCUUCCAGUACUAUGUCGUGA
Messenger RNA from Symbiodinium sp. CCMP2456, 1287 nucleotides. The record is from the annotation of a GenBank genome assembly. NCBI's taxonomy places the organism in Eukaryota, Dinophyceae, Suessiales, Symbiodiniaceae.